GACACGAGCGGCCUUAUUUCAGGCCAUCAAGAGAGCACACGAACUCAAAUUCAAAGCGCCGCCGUCAUGGAGGGCCCCCUCGCCUGCCCCACCUGCCGCAAGCGGCCGCACGAGCAAGCGUGCGGCAACAAGGUCUUCGCCAAGGCGCACUGCCCCUGCUGCCUCGAGACGUGCGAGCCCGUCGUGGCCCUGCCCUGCGGCCACGCCGUCUGCGAGGACUGCUUUGGAAGACUGGGUGCCCGGUUGGUGGACGAGGCGGCGGAUCCCGCGCCGGCGCUGCCGCCACAGAGAAGAGAAAGACGCUUCAGCUACGAAGAAGGCGGCACGGGCGAGGUCGUGGCCUGGGAGUGCGCCCAGUGCGACUACGUGAACGAGCUCGGCGAGCAGUUCUGUGCAAGGUGCAACAACGCGCGGAUCGACGUGGGCAUCGACGUCAGGGACGAAGAAGAUGGGGUGGACUCGGACGACGACUCGUCGGACGACGAUGAUGAAGACGACCCGUCGCUGCCCGUCCCGGCGCGCAUCAUGCAGGCCAAGCGGAGGCUCGCGCAGCGUCUGGAAGAAAGGGCGUCCUAUAUGUUGGAUCUGGACGGACAGCUUUUGGCGGCGCAGCGGUCGGAGCUCGACACGUACGAUUCGGACAUAACCCCGGACGUGCGGCUCCAGCGCAUAUUGGCGCAAGUGCUGCAGGUCGAGGUGCACAUCGAGGAGCUAAGAACGUUAGUGAACCGGCCGGACCCCACAGAAGCCCCGGGCCCUGUCGCGGCGGCACUAGUAAGAGCUGCGCAGGCCCUCCAGGAGGGCCGCGGGACCUGCUACGCCGACGUGCGCCGCGCCUUCGUGGCGUCGCCCGCCGACGCCGACGCGGGGAGGAUGGGCCACGGCUACGACGUCUUCGCCGCCAACGACGCCAUCGAGGCCUACGUCGUCGCCGCGGCGCAGGAGAUGGGGCCGGACAUCGAGGGCGAGGUUCGCCGGUUGAUGGGCGAACGCGGGCCGCGGCGCCGGCGGCGCGACGCGCCGCGCGACGGGUCGCCCGAGCCGCCCGCGCGGCGCCGCCGGACGAGACCGCCCUCGCCGUCUCCGUCUCCCUCGCCGGAGGCCCCGCCCCCGCCCCGGCGGCGACACCGCGGCAUCAUGCCGGCGGCCCGUAUGGGUGACGAUACGCCCCAGCCGUCGCCUUCGUCGUCUCCGUCGCCCCCGCCCCGGCGGCGACAGCGCCGCGGCGUGAUGCCGGCGGCCCGCAUGGGAGGCUUGACGCCGCCGUCGCCGUCGCCUUCGCCGUCGCCGUCUCCAGAGCGGCGGCCGACGCGGCGGCGGGCGGCCCAGCGGCAGCCGCCACCGUCGCGGCGCCGGAACGUCGCGUCCCUGGGGAACGGCGUGAUCAUGGAUAUGCCCAGCGAGCUGCGCGAUGACCUUCAGCGGCAGUACGAGAGCGCGCAACGGCGCAGCGUGCGGGCCAUGGAGCAAGCGCACGCCGCGCGGCAAGAUGAAUUGCCCCCCGAGCUGCGCGGGCGCCCUUGGGACGAUGUGGAGGUCAUCAUGUGGGAAGAGGAUCAGCUUCUUGGCCGGCGGGCCGCGCAGUCGGGACCGGCGCAGUCGCCGUCCCCGUCGCCGGAGCGGCGGCCAAGGCGGCGAGCGGCCCAGCGGCAGCAGCAGCAGCAGCAGCAGCCGCCGCCGCCGCCGCCGCGCCGGCGCGACCGGUCGUCACAGCGCCGCGCACCGCCGCCGCCGCCGCCACCGACGCGCUCCCAGCGCCGCGCGCGCCGCGAGGCAGCCCCGGCACCAACUAGACCCCGGCGGUCCCGCCGAAAUAAUAGUUCAUAA
Molecule: messenger RNA, 1827 nt
Organism: Pelagomonas calceolata
Lineage: Eukaryota; Pelagophyceae; Pelagomonadales; Pelagomonadaceae
Source: the annotation of a GenBank genome assembly